This is a messenger RNA of Delphinapterus leucas (beluga whale), 2794 nucleotides long. It is a transcript of the gene ALDH3A2, whose product is annotated as aldehyde dehydrogenase 3 family member A2. Gene Ontology annotation, cellular component: cytoplasm. Gene Ontology annotation, biological process: aldehyde metabolic process. NCBI's taxonomy places the organism in Eukaryota, Metazoa, Chordata, Mammalia, Artiodactyla, Monodontidae. Gene Ontology annotation, molecular function: 3-chloroallyl aldehyde dehydrogenase activity; aldehyde dehydrogenase (NAD+) activity. The record is from RefSeq and is a predicted model, not a curated record.
GCUGAGGGGCACUCACCUGGGCGCCGAGUCCCCGCGGCUCCGAGCUGGAAGGGAGCGGGCCGGGCGGGCCGAGGGGCGCCGCGGCGUAAGGGCGACGCCUCCUGAGCCGCUGGGCGCGGGGCCCGGUCGGCGAGGUCGCGACCGCGGGGCCCGGCCCGAGCCCGCUCCGGCCCGGCCGUCCUCACCCCCUCGCCUGCCGACUCCUGGGGGCGGGGCCCACGCGGCGUCCGGCCUGCGCAGGUCACGUGGGACACGCCGGCCAAUCGGCGCGCGGCUCGGGGUCGACCCGGGCUCGCAGGGCGGUGGCGGAGCAGUUAGCUGCAACGGAGCUAGAGCGCCGGCGGGACGGAGGACUGGCCAUGGAGCGCGAGGUGCAGCGGGUUCGCGCGGCGUUCGGGUCCGGCCGCUCGCGCCCCCUGACGUUCCGGCGGCGGCAGCUCGAGGCCCUGCGCGCGAUGGUGCAGGAGCGCGAGAGGGACAUCCUGGCGGCCAUCGCCGCCGACCUGAGCAAGAGUGAAUUCAACGCAUACAGUCAAGAAGUCAUCACCGUGCUUGGGGAAAUUGAUCUCGUGCUGGAGAAGCUUCCUGAAUGGGCCGCUGCUAAACCAGCUCAGAAGAACCUGGUCACCAUGCUGGACGAGGCCUACGUCCAGCCAGAGCCCCUGGGAGUCGUGCUGAUUAUCGGAGCUUGGAACUACCCCUUUGUCCUCACCAUCCAGCCUCUGAUAGGAGCCAUCGCUGCAGGAAAUGCUGUGAUUAUCAAGCCUUCUGAAGUAAGUGAAAAUACAGCCAAGGCCUUGGCUACGCUCCUCCCUCAGUACUUAGACCAGGACCUGUACGCGGUUGUUAACGGUGGCGUCGAGGAAACCACGGAGCUUCUGAAGCAGCGAUUUGACCACAUUCUCUAUACGGGAAACACCACUGUUGGAAAAAUUGUCAUGGAAGCCGCCGCCAAGCAUCUGACCCCGGUGACCCUUGAACUGGGAGGGAAGAGUCCGUGUUACGUUGACAAAGACUGUGACUUGGACGUUGCCUGCAGACGCAUCGCCUGGGGCAAGUACAUGAACUGCGGCCAGACCUGCAUCGCCCCCGACUACGUGCUCUGCGAGCCGUCCCUCCAGGACCUGAUCGUACGGAAGGUGAAGGAGGCCGUGAAGGAAUUUUAUGGAGAAAAUGUAAAAGAAUCCCCCGACUAUGAAAGGAUCAUCAAUCUUCGUCAUUUUAAGAGGAUACGAAGUUUGCUUGAAGGACAAAAGAUAGCUUUUGGCGGGGAGACCGAUGAGGCCACACGCUACAUAGCCCCAACGAUACUCACUGAUGUGGAUCCUGAAACCAAGGUGAUGCAAGAGGAAAUUUUUGGACCAAUUCUUCCAAUAGUGCCUGUGAAGAAUGCAGAAGAAGCCAUACAAUUCAUAAAUGAACGCGAAAAGCCCCUGGCUUUCUACGUGUUUUCUCAUAACACUAAGCUCAUCAAGCGAAUGAUCGACAGGACGUCCAGUGGGGGCGUCACGGGCAACGACGUCAUCAUGCACUUCAUGCUCAGCUCCCUGCCCUUCGGAGGCGUGGGGUCCAGUGGGAUGGGAGCGUAUCACGGAAAACACAGUUUCGAUACUUUUUCGCAUCAGCGUCCCUGUUUAUUAAAAAGCCUGAAGCGAGAAGGCGCAAACAAACUCCGGUAUCCUCCCAAUAGCCAGUCGAAGGUGGACUGGGCCAAACUGUUCUUCCUGAAACGGCUCAACAGAGGGAAACUCGGGCUUCUGCUGCUUGCCCUCCUGGGCGUCGUGGUGGCGGCGCUCAUGAAGGCUGGAUGCUACUGAAGAGUGAUCCGUAACGCCUCGUCAUCCUCUCUACUGAAUUUUUCUUCUACCAAAUAAUUAAUGAGCCAGUAAUUUUUAAAUCCUGCCAAAAAUUGUAAGAUAAUAUGCAAAUGCACCAUCGCCAAACCUAAAAGUCAUUGCCACUCACCAUUAAUAAAACUCACCGUUUCAGCCAAAGCCCAGCACUCGCCCGCCCAAUAGUGAGACACUCAGAGAACCCCCAUCCCUAGAGCUCUGGGCUGGGGGAGGGGAGAGCGUGCUGGGUGAACCUGAGUUCGCAGAACCUGCUCAUCGACUCUGCUGCUCAUGGGACAUGGGACACCCUGCCCCUACCGCGGGCAUCACCCUGUGGCCUUCCAGAGCCCAGCCCCGCCCAGGCUUCCAGGUUUCAGUCCAGAGAGGUGAGGCGAGGUCUCCCAGCCCCCUUGGGGUUCGAGGCACUAGAACUGAGGUGGGGGGGGCUCCCUGUCCCUCGUCUGUUGGGACUUGAAAGGCUGACCUCUGGGAGUCGGCCCUUCUCUCUCAUCCGCUCUCUGUCCUGUCUCGUGCUUGGUUUGUGAUGGUCCGUGCGGCCGUCCACACAUGGUUUUGUGACUCAUGUCACUCACUCAGAGCAUCUUGUAAAUCCUAGGGCUUCCUGGAAGACAGUUGCCAAUUUCAUACAAGUAUCAGCUAUCAUUCCUAGGGUGCAGGAGUUGUAGAGUUCUGCGUCUUACAAAACCCACCUGGCAUUUUUUACUGCUGUCCUGAAAGUACUCAUAACAAUACUUAUCCUCGCAUAAUAGGACCUUCAAGUUGCAAGUUAAUGGCCCUUCAAGGACAAAUCUAAGCUUCUUAUUUCUGUAGCACAAGGCAAGUAAAUUUCCCUUUUUUAGACGAGAGAGAUGCCUUUCUGAAUAGAUUGGGUCCACAGAACUUAACUGGGGGAACAUUUCCUGUCCUGGACGGCUCUGCAGCCCUGAGAGCCUCGGGGGCUG